Messenger RNA from Fulvia fulva, 468 nucleotides. RefSeq lists its product as uncharacterized. The record is from RefSeq and is a predicted model, not a curated record. The transcript has a single exon. Gene Ontology annotation, molecular function: oxidoreductase activity, acting on paired donors, with incorporation or reduction of molecular oxygen; heme binding; iron ion binding. Bases 1 to 468 code for a protein of 155 amino acids. NCBI's taxonomy places the organism in Eukaryota, Fungi, Ascomycota, Dothideomycetes, Mycosphaerellales, Mycosphaerellaceae.
AUGAGCUACAAGGUUGCUGAGCAAGACUUUGUCGUUCGAGAGAGCACGGACGAUGCCAAGCUGCUAGGCAAGUCUGAACCUGAAAGCUUCGAGCUGAAGAAGGGAGAGUAUAUCUGCAUUCCACAUGUCGUGCACCAAAGCGAUGGUCGAUACUUCCGAGACCCAGAUCGCUUCGAUCCACGCAGGUUCUGGGUGCACGACUCGACCGAUGUUGCGAGUGGUGAGAAGCACAGAGACAUCAGCGUCGAAUACAAGACGAUGAAGGUCUGGGGUGGAGGAAAGCAGAUGUGCAAAGGCAAGCCGUUCGCAGAGCGUGAGGUCGUACUUUUUGCCGCUGCUAUCAUCAGUGCUUGGGAGAUCGAGCCUGUCGAUGGCAAGUGGGAACAUCCAGGACGUAUCCCUACGGCAGGAACUGUUGUACCGAAGAAAGAUGUUCGGGUGCGAAUGUGGAAGAGGGAAGGCUGGUGA